ACAAAUGAACUGAUUUCAUUUGUAUUCCACUUCUUUAUCUUUUUCUCGUCAGAUUGAAUCCCUCAGCCAUGUCAAUGGGGUACGGAGAACUGGAGGCAAGCAACGAUAAGCAGAAUGUAUCUAAAGUACAGAGGAAGUCCAUCUCUUUGAAGCUCAAACGAGACUCUCAUGAUGAAACUAGCAAUCCGCUUCCGGUGGAGAAGACUGAAGAAAUGAAAAAUCAAGCAGAAAGCUUGACCUGGAAUUUUAAGGUGAAGCUAGCUGGAGAGAAGAAGAAAAAUAAGGAAAAUUUAUUGAAUUUCUGUGAAAAGUGUAAACGACCUAUCCUCAUCCACGGAAGACUGAUCCCGUGCAAACAUUUUCUAUGUCUGAAUUGUGCUCAGAAAGGAACACGUAACUGCUUCAAGUGUGAUACUCCCAUCAAAGGAAUCCAGCCGGUCCCUAAAAUCUACGUCUGCGCACACGAAGGCACCCGUCACAGUCUCAACGGUUGUCGCAAAUCAUACCUUAACUUUGUCGGACUUGAUCAACACCAAAAACUAAGACACAGCGGUGACGACGGUAUGGCAGUGGAUCAGAAUGUGGACAGUGAUGGAGAACUGAGCGUGAACAAGCAGCAUUCCACCCCGGCCCCCACCACUCCUGCCCCCACUGCUCCUGCUCCUGCUGCAGCCCCUCAACCUCAACCCCAGCAACAAGUCCAGGUUUCGGCUGCCCCGCCCCAGUUUAACCUGGCUGCUGCUCUUCAACCUACCAGCAUCGCCUCCCUCCCGCCGGGCACGAUGCUGCCUGGUUCUCACCAGGUGGCUGCUGCUGCUGCUGCUGCCGCUGUCGCUCUCAGCAGACCCGGCAUGUUCUCCCAGAUCAUGCAGCCUCCAAGUGUUGCUCAUCCAGUGAUGACCAACUCAACAAGACUAACUUUUGCAAAUCCAGCCACACGGCCCACUGCUGUUCUUAUCUUUCCUCGGCCUCAGCUGGCAGUCACAUCCAUGACACCACUUCUUGUCCCUCCACGAGGACUUGGAGCACCACAGAUGCUCUCUCUACCUGGCAUGCUUCCUCAGCCUUCUGGCAUGAUGCCAAUGCCUCCCAGUCAGUUCCAGACAGUGCCUCAACUCCUCAGUGCAACAACUCAGCAACAAGUUCCACCCCAACACGUGCCCGUACCUCAACACGUGCCCGUACCUCAGCCUGUCCAACCUGAACCUCGCACCCGACCGCAACUCCCCACCCCUCCCUCCAUGCCAAUGCCUGAGCAAAUGCGGGAGAAAGGUCCAACAAUACGGGACACUCCCCCUCCUGUCCGCGAGUAUACGCCUCCAGUUCGGACUGAAUUGCCCGGGCAGCUUAGAGAGGCGCACCCUCAACACUACAGUCCUUCCCAUGAUGCGCCUCCUCCUCCUCCACCUAGAAACUUGAGACCUGAUCAGCGGCCCUCCCAUGACCCAAGGGAACAAAACUCACAUGACCCCCGGAGAAAUAGUGACCCGAGAGAGCCGACAGAGUUUAGAGGUUUUAACCGAGAAAAUUCUUAUCCUAGCCAUGAGUAUGACCAAGUUCCAAGAGACCCAAGAAAGGCUAGAGACAUCCCACCCCCGCCUCCCCCUAGAAACGGAGCUAUGAGAUAAUAUAUUGAGGUGGACUUUAUAGUUUCCUGAUAGUUAUUUUAUUGAUAUAAAUCCUAUUUUUACUGUUUCAGUUUAUCAGAUUUGGAAUGUUUUGAAACUAAGUCAACUUCAAGGGAAUCUAGAUGUGCACAUGUUCUGUUUUUAUGAGAUUCUUUUGAUUGAUUCAAACGUUUUGCUAGACAAUCGGCGAUUACAUGCAGAAAAGGUUAAAAACUAAGGCCAAGAAUGUUUCAAGAUAUGUUGAUCUUAAAAUUCAAGGUAACACAGUUACAUGGAAGUCGAAUAGAUUUGAAUCAGAAACAUCGUUAGAAAUCUUGCUCGUGCUUGUGACGUCGAUGUAUUUGUCUCUGCUGUACGUUUCCGAUAAUCGAUUUCCUCAAUUCUCGAAUUUCAUUUUUUGGCAUGAGCUUAUUAUUUAAUUCUGGGAAUUAUAUGGCAAUAAAAUAGGACAUACUAGUACUACUAUACAGUUACUUAUGCUGUUAAAAAUUCUCUUCAAAUUUAUUUUCAGUCGAUAAAAGAUUACAGACAACCGAUUCGUGAUCCCGAUCUUAAUUUUUGGAAAUUUAAAAUCUUUGAAAAAAUACUUUAAAUCGACGUUCGAGGUAGCUAAACCGUCCAAUUGCAGAUCUGAGAAUGGAUGUAUUUAAGUGAGCUUUGACCGCUUAUCUACUAGCUAUUGCGAGGAAGUCACAUUCCUCUCAUAUUGAUUAGAGCUCCCAGUCCCAACUAUUUCAUAUUUCAAUUUGAGGGACGAUUUUCGCAUUUUGACUUGACGCUGCAACUCCUUUUGAUCGCGCGAUCAAAAGGGGUUGAAGCGUGUGUCAACCAAAGGAUGAAAUGCACGGCUAUGUAGCUUCUCUGGGAGAGAGCGAUUAUAUGUGAUCGACUCCUAAUAUGAUAUGUGGUGCGAUUCGGAAUCACAGUUCAAAAUCAAGUUGAUAUGUGAUAUCAUUAUUGAUUAUGAUAUUUCGAAUAUUAAAUGUACGG
This is a messenger RNA of Bolinopsis microptera, 2618 nucleotides long. RefSeq lists its product as uncharacterized. Gene Ontology annotation, molecular function: ubiquitin protein ligase activity. The transcript has 9 exons. Gene Ontology annotation, biological process: regulation of cell adhesion; protein ubiquitination. The coding region runs from base 69 to 1628 and encodes 519 amino acids. The record is from RefSeq and is a predicted model, not a curated record. NCBI's taxonomy places the organism in Eukaryota, Metazoa, Ctenophora, Tentaculata, Lobata, Bolinopsidae.